CUUGCUGUGGUGAUGUGUUGGGCUGAGUGGGUGACAUGCUGGCGUCCCCCUCCCCACGGCCGCUCACUUGUCCACCGUGUGAGUGGGAGCGAGCCACGCCGGACAUGUGAAGCCUGCUAUGGAGGAGCUGUUGGGUCAAAAUGAGCGCGAGCACUGAAAAUGUCAGCAACUUGUGGGAAAAUGGGACCUCCGAGGGGAACCGCGAAGUGGACCUCAGGCGGGCCAUCCCGCUCGGAAUGGCGCUGGGGGCUUUCAUCACGUUCGCCAUCGCGGGCAACAUCCUCGUCAUCCUCUCGGUGGUGUGCAACAGGCACCUGCGCACCCCCACCAACUACUUCAUCAUCAACUUGGCCAUCGCCGACCUGCUGCUGGGCACCACGGUGCUGCCGGUGUCGGCCACCCAGGAGAUCCUCGACCGCUGGGUGUUCGGCAGGAUCUGUUGCGACAUCUGGGCGGCGGUGGACGUGCUGUGUUGCACCGCGUCCAUCAUGAGCCUGUGCGUCAUCUCCAUCGACCGCUACAUCGGCGUGAGUCACCCGCUCCGGUACCCCGGCAUCGUGACGGAGAGGCGGGCUCUGCUGGCCAUGCUCGGGGUGUGGCUGCUGUCCGUGGUCAUCUCCAUCGGACCCCUGCUCGGCUGGAAGCAGCCGCCGUCGCCGGACGACGCCGUGUGCGCCAUCACCGAGGAGCCCUUUUACGCGCUCUUCUCCUCGCUCGGCUCCUUCUACAUUCCUCUGGCCGUCAUCCUGGCCAUGUACUGCCGCGUGUAUAUCGUGGCCAAACGCACCACCAAGAACCUGGAGGCCGGCGUCAUGCGCGAGAGGAUGAACUCCGGCGAGCUGACCCUGAGGGUCCACAAGGGCGCUCAGGCUCAGGCGCACGACGGUUGCGGGGGUGGCGCGGGCAAGGGCCGCGGGCACCAGGCCAGAAGCUCCCUCGCGGUCAAACUGCUCAAGUUCUCCCGGGAGAAGAAGGCGGCGAAGACUUUGGGAGUUGUGGUGGGAAUGUUUACACUUUGUUGGCUGCCCUUCUUCCUCGCCCUGCCCAUUGGCUCUUUCAAUGUGAAUCUACGCCCACCUGAUCUCCUCUUCAAGGUGAUCUUCUGGUUGGGCUACUUCAACAGCUGCCUGAAUCCCAUCAUCUACCCUUGCUACAACCGCGAGUUCAAACUGGCCUUCAUUCGCAUCCUGCGGUGCCAAUGGCAUCAGCGCAAACGCCCCGGGUGGAGUUCAUAUAAUUACCGUUCCUCCACAUUCAGCUCUUCUGGGCAUUCCCGCAAAGGCUCCAAUGACCACACCCCCGGUUGCUCGAACGGCAGUCAGCGUACGCCGCCGUCCUCGGCCAGCCCGAGCCCUAGCUACCUCGGCAAGGGUCUACCGCCGUGCACUGAGGGCGAGGCAUUGCACACCUGGUCAACAACUCCCUCCACACCCAACAUAUUGCCUGGCAGCCACACAGACUGCCAGCAGGGCUGUGUCAUCACAGCUUUUAAGGGAGGGGAAGCGGGGCUGACUGCUGGUGCAGUUUUUUCUUUCCCCUUUGGGAAGGAAAAAGACAAGGCAGUGGUUGGAAAAGAACCACUUUACAAUGUGUGACUGCAUCCACUGUAGGUGAUGACUAUGACUUCUCCGUCCCUGAAACAUAAAAGGUUCUCUGUGGUCGACACGACAGGAUCUAGCUGCUGAGAUUUGUUUUUAUGUGUGGGCAUUGACACAAUUAAUUAAGGAAGAUGGACAAAAUAGGAGGCUUGGGAAAAUUUUUAAAUUAUCUGAAUCGUAAAGCCUGAACGUGACCUGAUUGAUGUAAAAUGUGGAAAACUGUAUUCAUUUCAGUCUUUUGAUUUGUUAUUGUAAUGUUGUGGAAUUAAAA
Phycodurus eques (leafy seadragon) is the source of this 1869-nucleotide messenger RNA. RefSeq names its product alpha-1B adrenergic receptor-like. Gene Ontology annotation, cellular component: membrane. Gene Ontology annotation, molecular function: alpha1-adrenergic receptor activity. The record is from RefSeq and is a predicted model, not a curated record. Lineage: Eukaryota; Metazoa; Chordata; Actinopteri; Syngnathiformes; Syngnathidae. The transcript is spliced from 2 exons. Gene Ontology annotation, biological process: cell-cell signaling; adenylate cyclase-activating adrenergic receptor signaling pathway; phospholipase C-activating G protein-coupled receptor signaling pathway. Bases 141 to 1595 code for a protein of 484 amino acids.